This is a messenger RNA of Physella acuta, 14376 nucleotides long. RefSeq names its product dynein axonemal heavy chain 8. Gene Ontology annotation, cellular component: axonemal dynein complex. The record is from RefSeq and is a predicted model, not a curated record. Gene Ontology annotation, molecular function: minus-end-directed microtubule motor activity; ATP binding; dynein intermediate chain binding. Gene Ontology annotation, biological process: microtubule-based movement. Lineage: Eukaryota; Metazoa; Mollusca; Gastropoda; Physidae.
AUUUUGCUUCUCUGCAGACAUUCUUCGGACACAGGACUGCGACACUGUUCUAAGACCCAGACCGACUGAUUUCGGCACGAUUAUCUAAACAUGGCGAGUACUAAGGAUAACAGUACACCAAGUACAAGUAAAAGUAAAGUCGCCAGAAGCAAAUCCAUUGCAACACCCAAGGACACAAUGUCUACUGUUGGAGUUGACUCGAAUCAGACAAUGGCCAAAGAUGCAAGAGAGGACAGACGUAGCCUGAUAAACAAAACUCAUAAAUACUUUUUUAACUUAGUCUCCCACUUUCUGUGUAUUUCUAAUGACGAAGUGGAGGAGUUUGCGCUGGACGAAGACAUGUCUAUCAGAAAUUUAAAACAAUUUGUAGCUAAGGAUGAAACGUUGCUGUUGUUCCACUAUCAAAUUGGCAAUGCUUUGUCGUUUGAGGAUUGCGGUCGUUUUUACACAACUAUCGCGAAAGGAAGCACUGCGUUGAGAAUGUUUAUUUCUGAUGGCGAAGCGAGCGCAAUAGAAGGAAAAUGUGUUUACUUGCUGAAACGACAUUCCGUCCAGCUAGAAGACAAGAAUGUUUCUGAUGAAAUCAUAGUGGGUUCUUUCAACGUGCAAAAAGGACGUACGCUUUUGGGCGAACUAUCUGAACACGUUUCCAAUGUCUACCGACCCGCACUUCAAAGCUUAAAACAAUGGGGCAAUUUAAACAAAACUCCAAAAGAUGUAACAAAGUGCAGCUACAGCGAGCUUUUCGUAUCCAUUGAGAAUUUUAUUGAGCAUACACAAUGGGCAGAGAAGCAUGUCGUGGAAAUGGUUGAGUUGAGGACUCUGGACAAAGACAAAAUGUCGAUUCUUGACGACAUAUCCAACGCAGCUGAUUGCUUAGAAGCUGCACAAAGCAAAGCAACCGUGGCUCUUGCAGAAGAGAUAGUCACCCUAUGGUGCCAACAAGUAGAAAUGCUUCUCAACAACGCUGGCCGUAUAAGGCGUGAAGCUGAUGAUAUUGGCCCGAAGAAAGAGCUCGAGUUUUGGCUCGGCCGCACUGCCCACUUCAGUUAUCUGCUGCAGCAGAUCAGAGACGUCAGGGCACGCAUGGUGUUCCACGUGCUGCAGGUCUGCAAGUCGCCGGUGAUGAACCGCUGGAAGGAACUAGACAUGAAGGUUACAGACCAAGCCAACGAAGCCCGGGACAACACCAAGUACCUGUAUACGCUGGAAAAGUACUGUGAGCCUUUAUACAGAUGUCAGCCGGUUAACAUGCUGGAUAAGCUUUCUGGUUUGAUUGGAACCAUCCGUCUUAUUUACAAUUUCUCACCAUACUAUACAAGUACAGAUAAGGUAUCAAGCAUUUUUGUCAAGAUAACAAACCAGAUCGUCACAAGUUGCAAGAAUUACGUCUCUGACAAUGGUGCUACAAGAUUGUGGGAUAUGCCAAAGAACGAGAUAUAUGCCAGGCUUAAGCACUGUAUACGCCUUUUUGAAGCCUACAUCAAUAUUUAUAAAAUAACAAAGAAAAAAAUUGCAAAUGCACAUACCGAGCGCCCUUUCAAUUUCUCUGAAAUGUACAUCUUUGGGAAAAUCUACACCUUCAGAACUCGAAUCGAUAAGAUCAUUUGCCUGCUGGACUACUGUUCUCUGUUUGCCUCACUGGAUGCCUGCACCAUAGAGGGCAUUGAAGUGUUAGCCGCACGCUUUCACUCACUCUACUUCAACCUCAAGAAGAAAGGCUACGAUCUACUUAAUUAUAAAAAUUUGGCUUUUGAAGAAGACUUUGAGAAAUUCCAGGAACUAGUUGACGACCUCAAGCUACAGCUGAAAAAGUUUAUGAACACCACAAUGCAAAACCUAAAACAAAGCUCAGACAAGCUGGACAUGAUGCAAAGAUUCAGCAAUCUAAAUCUUGAUUUCUUAGACAUUGAGAAGGGGUUCAUGGAUAUAAUAUCUAUUUAUAAUGAAGAGUUGGACAAUCUUCAAAGUAUCUACGAGAGAGACAAAGAGGAUCCACCAAUUCAAUGGAACUUCCCACCCAUAUCUGGGCGAAUCUAUUGGCUGAGACAAUUGUUUACACACAUUGGCCAGCCAAUCUUCAGCCUACAGAAUCUGCGGCCGACUGUCAUGAAAACUCCCGAGGGAAAGAAGGCGACUUACCGCUACAACAAGUUUGCUUAUGUCCUCGCCAAAUGUGAAGUGUUGUUCCACAUAGCCUGGUUCCGUUCUGUCGAUGCAGCUUACAACUGUCUGCAGGUUCCCAUCUUGACCCGAGAUUCUCAGACACAUGGUCUAUUGAUCAAUUUUGACCCUUACGUUCUAGAGGUCAUUAAGGAAGCUCAGUACAUGGUCAAACUUGGGCUUCAAGUUCCCAGACAGAUCAUUGAGCUCAUUCAUUCCUGUCAAAAUAUCACAACCACUUACCGCAAGGUCCAGAUGAUGCUGCAGGAAUAUGCAACCUUGAAAGAAAGCAUCCCAGACAUGUUCGUGGCACUGCUGCAGCCAUCGUUAUUUAAGAUCGACAGCCUUAUAUUUCCCGCCCUUACCAGUAUCACAUGGACAUCUCUAGAAACAAACAGCUACUUCAAAGAAUUGGAUAAAGCAUUCGAUGAAUUCAAUCUAUUGAUCAAAACUGUGACUGAUAUCAAAUACACGCGCAUCGAUGCCAAACUGGCACAGAUAGCUGACACCCAUCUAUGUUCUCUUCCUUCCACCAAACCAUGGACAAUGGACGAAUUUUUACAAAAUACUCGGGAUAACACAAUGCAUUUAGGCGAUGAACUCAAUACGCUAAAUAAAAUGAUAUGUGACACGGUGUAUGAACUGUUAAGGACGUUUGUGAACAGUGCUGUUGUUGAAUAUAAAACAUUAGAGCGAAUGUACAACGAAGAGCAGCGAAUUGGUGAUACUGAAGUGACCAAAAGUAUGCACACAACACAUACUAUAGCAGCCAUAGCCACGCUGACAGAAACAGGGGAACAAGAUCGAGGCCCGUUACCGGAGGAUUUGAUGACGAGAGAGAACUAUGCUCAUUGCUGCUACAAUUUGUUCGAGGACUUCAAGUCUCGCAUGAUUGACGCUCUAGUCAAGUGUGUCAGGACGUCUUUAGCGGCAUUGAGGAAACGAUUUCUGGCGGGGAUGGCUCGUUCAGCCACACAAAGCUCACUUGGAGGUAUCCCUAGUGAAGAAGACAGCAAAGUUAUUUCAGGCCCAUUCUUCUCUGUAGAUGUUGAAUUAGCCAUACCUAAUGUGGUGACUAACCCCGAUAUCAGCAAGCUGGUGAACGCUCUCAACAAAGCUGUUAGUCAGAUCAUGGAGGUGGGGAAACGUGUGGAAAUUUGGGACCAGCCCAGUGUCGCCACGUUUUCUAAGCUGGGUGUCAAAUUAACUAAAGAAAUGAACAGCACAACGUUUGUGCUAAAGAAAAAUUGUUACAAAAUUAUUUGUGAAAACAAAGACGUGAUGAAAUAUCUAACUUUAGGGGCCAUCGCCUCCCCAGUAGGGGAUGAAAUAAAAAAAUCUAUGAAAAGGUUCUCAGAAUUUCAGUUUAUAUGGCAGGACGAGAGGGAAAAAGUCUUACAGGAGUUCAUGAGCACACAUCCAGAUGUUUAUGAAUUUAAAGAACAGUACACUCGACUGAGACUAAUAGAAGAGGAAGUUGCCAACAUUACAACUAACAUUGUCAUUGGUCCUAUUUCUUUAAACACAGAGCCUUUAAAAUUGGCCAUUCAAGUGGAGAUCGACGAAUGGAAGCGUGCGUACGGCAGGGAACUCAAUAAAAUCAUGAAACAAAGGGUCGACGAAAUGACCGAGUACAUGGCAAAUCAAUCAAAACUCUUGAACAAGCCUGUCAAAGAUUUAGAUGAUGUCCGGAUGGCUAUGGGUGGUUUAGCGUCAGUUAAGGAAAACUACAUUCGCAUCGACGAGGACAUGAUACCUAUUGAGGAAGCCUACGCCUUGAUGCUUAGUCUUGAAAUGCCUGUUCCUAAAGAAGAAACUGAUAAAGCAGAUUCACUGCGUUACACAUACGAGAAAAUGCUGGAGCAGUGUAGCCAGGUUACCGACACACUGAUUGAAGUACAACCGACCUUUAAAGAGGACCUUACUCUUGCUGUGGAAACUCUCAAAUAUGAUGUACUUUCCUUUGUCAACGAAUACGAUAAGAAAGGGCCAAUGGAAAUUGGAAUACCCCCGGCAGUUGCUAAUGAACGAAUGCAAAACUUUCAGAUGCAGUUCGACGACCUUUUCCACAAACACACCAUAUACUCACAAGGGGAAGACCUGUUUGGUUUGCCCAAGACGGAAGAGCCCGAGCUACACAGGGUGAAGAAAGAGCUCAAUCUCCUACAGAAGCUGUAUGGCCUCUACAGCAGCGUCAACACAAUCAUUGACGGCUAUAACGAGUUGAGCUGGGCUGAUGUCGACUGUGAAAAAAUAAACGCUGAGCUGACAGAAUUACAAAACAGAUGUCGCCGUUUACCUAAAGCUUUAAAAGAUUGGCCAGCAUUUAAUGACCUGAAGAAAAAAAUCGAUGACUUCAAUGAAACUGUCCCCUUGCUUGAAUUGAUGGCAAACAAGUCAAUGCAAGGCCGACAUUGGCAGAGAAUACAGAAUGUGGCCAAUUAUAAAUUUGACUUUGACGUUACUUCUGACCUACCCAUGGACCAAAUAAUGGAGAGUGUCCAUCUAAAGGACAUCAUGAGCGCUCCAUUACUCCCAGUCAAAGAUGAUGUGGAGGACAUUUGUAUCUCAGCGGUAAAAGAAAAAGAUAUAGAAGCCAAGCUGAAGCAAGUGAUGGGUGACUGGACCAACAGGACGCUGACAUUCGUGCAGUUCAAGAACCGUGGUGAGCUGCUGCUGAAGGCGGGCGACACCAUGGAAACAAUCAGUUCCCUGGAGGAUUCACUGAUGAUUCUCAGUUCACUUAUGAGCAAUAGGUACAAUGCUCCAUACAAACCAAAGAUUCAAAUGUGGGUUCAAAAUUUGAGCACUACAGCGGACAUUCUGGAACAGUGGAUUGUAGUCCAGAAUUUGUGGGUGUAUCUAGAAGCGGUGUUUGUUGGCGGCGAUAUUGCUAAACAAUUACCACAGGAAUCCAAACGAUUUGCAACUAUCGAUAAAUCCUGGCUGAAAGUCAUGCAAAGAGCUCAUGAAAACGACAAUGUCAUCGCUUGCUGUGCUGCCGAUGACACGAUGCAACAAAUAUUACCUCAUCUUCAAGAACAACUUGAGCUCUGUCAGAAAUCUCUAACGGGCUACCUUGAGAGGAAACGACUUCUUUUCCCAAGAUUCUUCUUUGUAUCCGAUCCAGCUUUACUGGAAAUUCUCGGCCAGGCCAGUGACUGUCAUACUAUUCAGGCUCACCUUCUCGGCUUGUUUGACAAUAUCAAGAGCGUGGAGUUCCAUGAGAAGGUCUAUGAUAUCAUACUCUCGUGUGUUUCCAGAGAAGGGGAAAAAAUUGAUCUGGAGAAUCCUGUUCGCUGUGAGGGUAACGUGGAACAAUGGCUGGACACGCUGAUGAACGAGCAACAGCACUCGCUACACAGCAUCAUACGAGAGGCGUACCGGGCCGUGUCUGCAGCAGAAUUUGAGUUGUACACAUUUCUCAACAAUUUCCCAGCGCAGAUUGGCCUAUUGGGUAUUCAGUUUUUGUGGACCAAAGCAUCAGAGGACGCACUUAAAGCUGCUAAGUUUGAUAAAAAAUUUAUGAUCAAUGCCAACAAUUAUUUCUUGACUCUACUAAAUAUGCUUAUUGGCAAGACAACUGAAGACUUGAAACCCAUGGAACGUGUAAAAUACGAGACUCUCAUUACCAUACAUGUUCACCAAAGAGAUAUUUUUGACGAUUUGACUAAACGCAACGUGAAUUCAAUGAGCAGUUUCGACUGGUUAAAACAAGUCAGAUCGUACUUUAACGAAGAGACUGAUUUGGCCCAUAUAGAUAUUACAGACGUAGUCUUUAUUUAUCAGAACGAAUAUCUUGGAUGCACAGACCGCCUUGUGAUAACUCCUCUAACAGACAGGUGUUACAUCACCUUAGCCCAGGCCCUCUGGAUGUCAAUGGGCGGCGCCCCUGCAGGCCCUGCUGGAACUGGGAAAACAGAAACAACAAAGGACAUGGGUCGUUGUCUGGGGAAAUAUGUUGUUGUAUUCAACUGUUCUGAUCAAAUGGACUUUAGAGGGCUUGGCCGGAUUUAUAAAGGUCUUGCCCAGUCAGGAGCAUGGGGCUGCUUUGAUGAGUUCAACCGCAUUGAGCUACCAGUUUUAUCCGUCGCCGCUCAACAAAUUUACAUUGUGCUCUCGGCAAAGAAAGAAAAAAAGAAAGAAUUUAUUUUUACAGAUGGUGAUCACGUGAAUCUGAACCCGGAAUUCGGGAUUUUUUUAACAAUGAAUCCCGGCUACGCUGGAAGACAAGAACUUCCUGAAAAUUUAAAAGUACAAUUCCGGACAGUUUCUAUGAUGGUUCCUGACAGACAGAUCAUUAUGAGGGUCAAGCUUGCUUCCUGUGGUUUCAUUGAUAACAUUGUGCUAGCACAGAAAUUCUACACCCUCUACAAACUCUGUGAGGAGCAACUAUCGAAACAAGUACAUUAUGACUUUGGAUUACGCAACAUUUUGUCAGUACUUCGAACACUGGGGGCUGAGAAACGGUCGAGACCAGAGGAUACAGAGAACACAAUUGUCAUGAGAGUUCUAAGGGACAUGAACUUGUCCAAACUGGUGGACGAAGACGAGCCUUUGUUUUUGAGUUUAAUAUCUGAUUUAUUCCCUGGAAUUAACUUAGACAGUGCAACAUAUGUUGAUUUACAAGGCUUUCUAAAAACCAGGAUAGAAGAGGCAGGACUUAUCAACUAUGAUGCGUGGAAUUUAAAAAUCGUUCAGCUUUUUGAAACUCAACGUGUCAGACACGGUAUAAUGACACUUGGUCCAAGCGGUGCUGGCAAAACCUGUUGCAUUCGCGUACUAAUGAGUGCUCUUAAAGACUUGGGAAAUCCUCACAGAGAAAUGCGUAUGAAUCCAAAGGCCAUCACAGCACCUCAGAUGUUUGGUCGUUUAGAUGCGGCGACCAAUGAUUGGACUGAUGGUAUAUUUUCCACUCUAUGGAGAAGGACACUAAAGGUUAAAAAAGGUGAACAUGUUUGGCUGAUAUUGGACGGUCCAGUUGACGCAGUGUGGAUUGAAAACUUAAAUUCGGUCCUUGAUGACAACAAAACUUUAACAUUAGCUAACGGUGAUCGUAUCCCUAUGGCUCCCACCUGUAAAAUCUUGUUUGAAGUUCAUAACAUUGAUAACGCCUCACCUGCCACGGUAUCACGCAAUGGCAUGAUUUUCAUGUCGUGUUCAGUACUUCCGUGGGAGCCAAUACUUCAAGGCUGGCUGUUAAAACGUUCAGCGAACGAGGCAAGUGCACUAGUACCUCUUUUUGACGCCGUGUACAGCGACACAGAACAUUUCGUCUCACUAAAUACAGAAGAGAAAAUGGAGCUUUUGUCUUGCAAUAAAAUACGACAAAUGUGUGACUUACUGGAAGGAUUGAUCCCGGCUUCAGUAGAAGAAAGAAAAAAUAUGAGUCCUAAACAUCUGGAACACCUUUUCCUAUUUGCUUUGAUGUGGAGUAGCGGUGCAUUGCUAGAAUUGGAUGAUCGUGUUAAAAUGCAAGAGUUUUUACUCAAACAUAAAUCUAAAUUAGAUUACCCCAAGAUCACUGGAGACGAGACUAUAUUUGAAUAUCUUGUCGCAUCCGAUGGAAAAUGGAUCCACUGGCGUAACCGAGUGGAGGAAUACAUUUACCCAUCCGACUCUGUUCCUCUCUUUACGUCUAUACUCGUGCCGAACGUAGAUAACGUCCGCACAGACUUUCUCAUUGAACUUAUUAGUAAACAAAACAAGGGUGUACUGUUAAUUGGCGAACAAGGGACAGCAAAAACCGUUAUGAUCUUAUCAGCAAUGGCCAAAGCCAAUCCCGAAGAAAGACUGAGUAAAAGUUUUAAUUUUUCAUCGGCCUCAACACCCGGUAUGUUCCAGAGAACAAUAGAGAGUUAUGUGGAGAAGAGGGUAGGAACUACAUACGGUCCACCAGGCGGAAAGGCUAUGACCAUUUUUAUUGACGACAUCAACAUGCCCAUCAUUAAUGAAUGGGGUGAUCAGGUAACCAACGAGAUAACACGACAGAUGAUGGAGAUGAAAGGCAUGUACAGCCUGGACAAGCCCGGAGACUUCAUCAACAUUGUUGACAUAACGUUCAUGGCCGCCAUGAUCCACCCCGGGGGAGGUCGAAAUGAUAUCCCUGAGAGAUUGAAAAGACAAUUUUGUACCUUUAAUUGCACACUGCCUUCAAACAACUCCAUCGAUAAAAUUUUUGGUAUAAUUGGCGAAGGAUACUUCUGCAGUUCACGCUUCGUGCCAGUGGUAGUUGAUCUGGUGAAAAUGUUGGUCCCUUGCACACGCUUGCUGUGGCAGAGAACAAAGUCAAAAAUGCUCCCCACGCCAGCCAAAUUUCAUUACAUAUUUAACUUGAGAGAUUUAUCCCGCAUAUGGCAAGGAAUGUUAUACAUUCAAGGAGAGGAGUGCAACAGUGCAAGGACGAUGAUCAAUUUGUGGAAGCACGAAGUUUGCCGUGUAAUAGAAGACAGAUUUGUGAACGAGGAGGACAAGGCUUGGUUUCAAAAGACCUUGACAAAUGUUAUCAGUGAAGAAGUUGGUGCCGAGACCGCUCAGCUAUUACUUUCAUUUCCUCAUUUCGUUGAUUUUAUGAGGGAAGCAAAAGAAGAAGUGGUAGCCGAUGACGAGGCCGGUGCAGGUGGGGGAGGAGGAGGAGGGGAUGAGGAGGACACCCAAGUACCUAAGAUAUAUGAAAUGGUUGAAGAUUACGACAUUCUUAAACUAAGAUUAAAAGCUUAUAUGAAGGAUUACAAUGAACAGGUCCGAGGGUCAAACUUGGAUCUUGUUUUCUUUAAAGAUGCUAUGAUUCAUCUGAUGAAGAUUUCACGUGUAAUUCGGACACCUAGAGGGGCGGCACUAUUAGUCGGAGUAGGAGGAUCUGGCAAACAGUCACUAACAAAACUAGCAUCCUUCAUUGCGGGCUAUACUUUUUUUCAGAUUACAAUCACUAAGGCUUAUAACAUAAACAACUUAAUGGAUGACUUAAAAUUUCUGUACCGUGUGUCGGGACAACAAGGCAAAGGAGUGACAUUCAUCUUUACAGAUAAUGAGAUCAAAGAUGAGAGCUAUCUAGAGUACAUUAACAAUGUUCUCAGCUCAGGCGAGAUUUCAAACCUAUUUGCUCGAGAUGAAAUUGAUGAGAUUUCGGGUGAACUUAUAGCUCCUAUGAAAAAAGAAUUUCCGAAGCGUCCGCCAACUCAAGAAAAUUUGUACGAGUAUUUUAUGUCGCGAGCUCGAUCCAAUCUGCACACUGUGUUGUGCUUUUCUCCCGUGGGAAACAAAUUCCGCAUGCGCUCGCUCAAGUUCCCAGGACUGAUAUCCGGCUGUACAAUGGACUGGUUUAGCAAAUGGCCUCGUGAGGCCCUAGUAGCUGUGGCCACCCACUUCCUAGGGCCGUACAACAUGGAGGCAACCAAUGAUGUCAAAGGGAAUCUAAUCGAGAUCAUGGGCACGGUGCACGAUGGCGUCGCUCUUGUCUGUAUAGAAUACUUUGAUAGGUUUCGGCGUCAAGCUAACGUAACCCCUAAAUCAUAUUUGUCUUUUUUGGAUGGCUACAAACAACUUUAUACAGCAAAGGUUGAAGAGUUGAAAGAACUAGAAAGAAAAAUGAAUGUUGGCCUUGAAAAAUUAGCAGAGGCCGCCGAAUCUGUGGAUUCAUUAAGUAAAGAGCUGAUUGUAAAAGAGAAGGACUUGGAAGUGGCAAAUAAAGCUGCAGACAAGAUCGUUGCCGAAGUUGCAGUUAUGGCAGAAGCUGCAGAAAAAGUAAAGGCCUCUGUUCAAAAAGUAAAAGACAGAGCUCAAUCCAUUGUGGAUGAAAUAGCAGCAGAUAAAGCUGUGGCUGAGGUCAAAUUGGAGGCUGCUAAACCUGCACUACAGGCGGCUGAGGAUGCUCUCAAGACAAUCAAGCCGUCGGAUAUUGCCACUGUGAAGAAACUGGGCAAACCACCGCAUUUGAUAAUGAGGAUUAUGGACUGCUGUCUCUUCUUGUUCAGAAAAAGAAUUGAUAAUUUGGAACCUGACCCAGAGCGACCGUGUCCAAAACCAGCAUGGCAGGAAGCACUUAAGCUCAUGGGCCAGAUGAGUUUUUUGCAACAGCUAAUGGACUUCCCGAAAGAUACAAUUACAGGAGAAACAGUUGAACUAAUGGAGCCUUACAUGCGGAUGGAAGAUUACACAUAUGAAUCAGCCCUCAAAGUUUGUGGUAAUGUCGCUGGUCUUCUGUCUUGGACAAACGCAAUGGCGUUUUUUUAUGGCAUCAACAAGGAAGUGUUGCCAUUAAAGGCAAAUUUGGUCAAGCAAGAGGCGCGUCUAAAAACAGCAAGCAAAGAAUUGUCGGAAGCUCAAGCGACACUUGACGAGAAGCAGGCAGAACUUAAUAUAGUUCAGGCCAAAUAUGAUGGAGCCAUGGCGAAAAAAAAGGCAUUAUUGGAAGACGCGGAGUCUUGUCGAAGGAAAAUGGAUGCUGCAACUAAUCUGAUUGGUGGUCUUGCCGGUGAGCAAGUCAGAUGGUCAGCUCAAAGCCUCGAGUUCAGAGAUCAAAUCACGCGUCUGACAGGGGAUGUUUUAACAUGUACUGGAUUUUUAUCCUACUCUGGCCCCUUUAACCAAGAAUUUCGAACUAAGCUUAUCAACAACUGGUCCUUCGAGCUGGCCAACCGUAAAAUUCCGUAUACAAAGAACAUGAAUAUAGUUGAGACUUUAGUUGACACAACAACGAUUGGAGAAUGGAAUAUUGAAGGACUUCCAAGUGACGAACUAUCAGUUCAAAAUGGGAUUAUAACCACUAAAGCAUCGCGAUAUCCACUACUUAUUGAUCCGCAGGGACAGGGGAAAACCUGGAUUAAAAGCCGCGAAAAGAAAAGACAAUUACAAGUUACAUCAUUAAAUCAUAAAUACUUCCGGCAACACCUAGAAGAUGCCUUAUCCCUUGGAAGACCUCUCCUGAUUGAAGAUAUAGAAGAAGACCUUGAUCCUUCCCUAGAUAAUGUUUUAGAAAAAAAUUUCAUCAAAUCAGGAUCCAUGUAUAAGGUUAAAGUUGGAGACAAAGAAUGUGACGUUAUGAAAACUUUUUACCUGUACAUCACAUCCAAACUGGCUAACCCAUCAUACACUCCCGAGAUCAGUGCCCGAACAUCAAUCAUUGACUUUACAGUAACUCAGAAGGGGUUGGAAGAUCAGCUUCUUGGACGAGUUAUUGUAACUGAAAAAUCGGAACUCGAAGAAGAACGAUCGAAACUUUUGCUAGAUGUAACAUUGAAUAGAAAACGAAUUAAAGAUUUAGAGGAAAAUUUACUGUUUAAAUUAACAAGUAUUCAGGGUUCUCUUGUUGAUGAUCCUACACUAAUUGAGGUACUGAAUUCCAGCAAAAAAACUGCCUCAGAAGUGAGCGAAAAACUUGCCGUUGCAGCAGAAACGGAAAUAGAAAUCAAUACUGCGAGAGAGGAGUUCAGACCAGUGGCUGCACGUGGAAGCAUUCUCUAUUUUCUUCUGUGCGACCUAGUCAUCGUCAAUAGAAUGUAUUCUAUCUCAUUGGCACAGUUUCUCGUCCUCUUUGAUAACUCCAUGCAGAGGUCAAAGCCUCAUCCUCAGACACAAAAACGAAUAUCCAAUAUAAUUGAAUAUUUAACGUAUGAAGUGUGGUUGUAUACAUCACGAAGUCUUUACAAUCAGGACAGACAACUGUUCACUUUACUGUUGGCGAUCAAAAUCGACCUGGCGAAAGGAAAUAUUAAAAUGCAUGAGUUUCAAGUUUUUAUUAAAGGUGGAGCUGCUUUAGAUUUAAACACUGUCACGCCCAAACCAGCAAAGUGGAUUUCUGAUAUAACUUGGCUCAAUUUGGUCAUGUUAAGUUCGUUGCCGGCUUUUACCAACAUUCUCAAUCAGGUAACCAACAGUGAUAGACCUUGGAGAAAUUGGUUUGAUAAAGCCGCACCCGAAGAAGAAGUAAUACCUGAUAACUAUAGCAACUCGUUGGAACCAUUUUUAAAGCUGUUGCUCAUCAGAUCUUGGUGCCCAGACCGAACAUCUGUACAAGCUCGCAAAUACAUCGCUCAUGCAUUGGGGAAUAAGUACACUGAAGCCGUUAUAUUGGACCUAGAAGCGAUGAUAGAAGAAACGAAUCCUAGAAUUCCACUCAUUGCACUAUUAUCAAUGGGUUCAGAUCCUACGAAUGAAAUUGAAACUCUUGCAAAGAAAAUGGAAAUUCCUUUUCAUGCAAUUUCAAUGGGCCAAGGUCAAGAAGUUCAUUCAAGAAAAUUAAUUUCGAAUUUUAUGGAAUACGGUGGCUGGGCACUUUUACAGAAUUGCCAUCUCUGUUUACUUUACUUAGAGGAGGUUUUGACCACAGUUUUGGAAACUGACCCCAUUUCACCCAAAUUUAGAUUAUGGAUUACUACAGAAGUCCAUAAUUCCUUUUCAAUCGGGUUGUUGCAGAUUUCCACAAAAUUUACAAAUGACCCACCUCAAGGAAUCAAAGCAGGAUUGAAAAGAACUUACACAUCUUUAAGCCAAGAAUAUAUUGACAUAUUUAACUUACCGCAGUGGCGACCUCUGCUUUACACUGUCUCAUUCCUACAUACUGUUGUACAGGAACGACGCAAGUUUGGACCAUUGGGUUGGAAUAUACCUUAUGAAUUUAAUACUUCUGAUUGGGGUGCUAGUGUGCAGUUUAUACAGAACCACUUAGAUGAUAUGGAUAUCAAAAGAGGCAUCUCCUGGCCAACUGUGCGCUACAUGAUUGGUGAAGUCCAGUAUGGUGGGAGAGUCACAGAUGAUUUUGACAAACGUUUGCUCAACACUUUCACAAGAGUAUGGUUUGGAGACUUCAUGUUUAACGACAGCUUUCAAUUUUACAAAAACUACAAAAUAGCACGAAAUCGUAUUAUGGCUGAAAUACUUGAUUUCAUUGAAGCGCUGCCCCCCGUUGAUUCGCCAGAAGCACUGGGUCUCCAUCCUAAUGCUGACAUUACUUACCAGACCAAUACUGCAAAACAAGUUCUCGAUACCAUCAUUAGUAUUCAACCUAAAGAUUCAUCGGGCGGUGGGGGAGAAACGAGAGAAACCGUCGUGUACAGGCUAGCAGAAGAAAUGCUUGGCAAACUUCCUGCUGAUUACAUUCCGUGGGAUGUGAAAGCGCAACUGAAAAAAAUGGGCCAUCUCCAACCACUGAACAUAUUUUUACGUCAAGAAAUAGACAGGAUGCAAAAGAUUAUAACUAUUGUGAGGAAUACAUUAAUAGAUUUAAAGCUUGCAGUUGAAGGAACCAUUAUAAUGAGCGAGACACUGCGUGAUGCCCUGGACAAUUUGUUUGACGCCAGAGUACCAAAACGAUGGAUCAAGUUCUCGUGGCAAAGCUCUACUAUAGGAUUUUGGUUCACUGAACUGCUUGAGAGAAAUAGCCAGUUUUCAACAUGGAUUUUCACUGGACGACCAAAUUUGUUUUGGAUGACAGGCUUUUUUAACCCUCAAGGCUUUUUGACUGCUAUGAGGCAAGAAGUGACGAGGGCUCACAAAGGUUGGGCACUCGAUACAGUAACAUUGCACAAUGAUGUCACCAGAUUUUUUAAGGAAGACAUAAACACAAGCCCUGCAGAGGGUGUUUACGUUUUCGGUCUCUACUUAGACGGAGCUGGAUGGGAUAGGAGAUCUGUUCGUUUAUGCGAAUCACAACAAAAAGUUCUUUUUGUCUCUCUCCCAGUAAUACACAUUUACGCAAUAAAUUCCACUGCGCCUAAGGACCCGAAAUUAUACCAAUGCCCGGUGUACAAGAAACCUGGUCGAACCGAUCUAACAUUUAUUACAAUUCUUUUGAUGAGAACCUCUCAAAGUCCUGACCAUUGGAUACUUCGUGGAGUUGCAGCAUUGUGUGAUAUUAAAUAAUAUAACUUGACCAAAGAAAGAAAAAAAACACCAAUCGUGUCGAAAAGCUCCAUCUAACAGCGCAAAUGUUAUGUCUUUAACUGUGACAACGUUUAAAGCUGUGUUCAGUCAGUUUGAUUUUAAUUUUCCUAGAAAAAAAAGUAAAUAUUUUUAUAGAAUUUAUACACUAGACAGUAUCAAUAUCUUAUUUCUAAGCAAAACUGCAUUUAUACAUGUUUUUAAAUUCAUUUUAGUGAGUAUUGCAACUGGAAACAAAUUACAAAGUAUGUCACUAAGAUGUAUGCCUAUAUUUAAAUACAGAUGAUAAUUAAUGUCUGUCAAUCUGUUCACGUAUCAAUGUAAUAAUAAAUAAUC